Molecule: messenger RNA, 1291 nt
Organism: Capsicum annuum
Lineage: Eukaryota; Viridiplantae; Streptophyta; Magnoliopsida; Solanales; Solanaceae
Product: protein XRI1
Exons: 5
Coding region: 239-919 (226 amino acids)
Biological process (GO): male meiotic nuclear division; female meiotic nuclear division
Source: RefSeq, a predicted model, not a curated record
UUCUUCAUGAACCCCUUUUUGUCACUCUUUAGUAUCUCUUUCAGUAGUCGAGUUAGAAUUUAACAUCUACUGCAUACACAUAAGUUUUUUCGGCGAACUCUUUCAGUAGUCGAGUUAGAAUUACAUCUACUAUAUACACAUAAGUUUUUUCAGCGAAAAGAUUUGUUUCAUGAACCCCCUUUGGUCACUUUUUAGUAUCUCUUUCGGUAGUCGAGUCAGAAUUUAACAUCUACCACUUAUGGAGAGCACUCCACCAUUUUUAUCAAAUCUUGAUUGUGACUUAUCAAGUGGAUAUCUACAAGAUGCAUUAUUCAAAUUCAACUCAAAAAGAAGACGUUUAUUAUUAUUUGAUGAUGAUGAUGAAGAGAAGGAGAAUUAUCAAAUUAAUGAUUCAAAUAAUUCCAUUAAGAAUUUGUGGAGUUCCACAAUGGACCAACAAUUUUCUGAGGAUUAUGAUUGUUUUAGCCAAAUAACCAAGUGUGAUAGCUUUUCUGGUGAUCCCAUGAGCAAAAUGAGUGAAGAAUAUUCAAAGGAGGAAGCAAUAUCAGAAAAUUAUUAUUAUUAUUCAUCUUCACCAACAUCAUCAUCUCAUCAUAAUAAUAUUAAUCAAAAACAAUUACCCCAACAAUAUGGAGGAGUUGAUCAAAAGAGAAGCAAGAAAAGGAUGGUUGGAAAAAUUGUGUGUCCAUUUGGGCUAGUUAAGCCAGGAGGGCAAGAAGGUGAUGUGACAUUAAAUGACAUCAAUGAGAGGAUUUUGAUGAGGCCAACCCGGCCCGUUAGGCAUCCGGUCGGGGACUUUGCAUGUCGCCCGACCGUAUCACCAGCCGGACCAGGGUUGUCCGGUAAGAAAGUAGUCGCGCUCACUAAAAUUCAUACUCAAGGGAGAGGGACAAUCACGAUUAUAAGGACUCGAGGGUGAUCGAUCGAGCACAAGAGAUCGAUAUAUAAUACAGGGCGUACCUAGCUAGGGUUUGGGUUUUAGUUCCUUAUUUUGUUAAAUUUUCAACCUAGGAUCGAAAUAGGAAGGUGGAAUUAAAGAAGAAUAUGUAAUUUUAUAUUUUAUAUUUUGUUCGUUUAAAUGAUAAAUAGGCUCGUAAAUAGAGGGGUGGGGGUAAAGGUGGUCAAUAUAUCUUUGAUAACUCUGACCUGGUCCCUCCAGACGAAGUGACCUCGUCUCGCUCUUAUGACAUGCUAUGUAUGAAAUGUAUAGAUAUAUUGGAGGUAAGUGGAUGUACAAAUUUUAUGUUUGUUGCUGAAAAUUACUUAAAUGAAAUAUAUUUUGUUUUUUAAA